AUGUCAUGGCCCUGGUCGUCCUCUUCCCCCAAAAAGGACAAUGAGGACAAAUCACCAAGACCAGGCGCUCACAUCGUCAGCUGGAACGAGUCACUGGAUGUCAAGGACUGGGAUCACUACAAAGACCCAAGGACCUGGAUUCCGGCUUUCGUGAUCACGACGGUGCUCCUCGGCGGGAUCAAGUUCUACAGGACUUAUCUGCGACGGAUACCUAGCGUGAACUACGUGCUGCCGCACCACUAUCGCAAGCGGACCCUGUUUGGACGAGUCACGAGCGUGGGCGAUGGCGACGGCUUCCAUUUGUUCCACACGCCUGGCGGGCGACUGGCGGGCUGGGGCUGGUUGAGGCAGGUGCCCACAGACAGGAAGAAGCUGAAAGGGCAGACUAUACCCAUCCGACUCGCCGGCAUCGACGCCCCCGAAGGCGCGCACUUUGGCCGUCCCGCGCAACCCUACGCUGCCGAGGCCCUCCAAUGGCUCCAAUCAUCUAUCCUGAACCGAUACGUGCGCGCGCAAAUCUACAAGCGCGACCAAUACGAGCGGGUCGUGGCCACCACCUAUGUGCGCCGCUUCCUUUUCUUCCGCCGGGACGUAGGGCUGGAGAUGCUCCGGCGCGGCCUCGCGACGACAUACGAGGCCAAAACGGGCGUCGAAUUUGGCAGCGAGGCUACGGAGAGGAAGUACAGAGAGGCCGAGGCCGAGGCCAAGAGGAAGAACACCGGUCUGUGGAGCGCCUUGGGAGGGAAGAGUAAGGGUUGGUUUGGCCUGGGCAAGGCCGAGAGUGACCAGCCGUUUGAGACGCCGAGGCAGUACAAGGACAGGAUGAGGGACGCGGGAAAGGCUGAAAAUGGUGAGGCUAAGUGA
This is a messenger RNA of Diaporthe amygdali, 864 nucleotides long. RefSeq lists its product as uncharacterized. Bases 1 to 864 code for a protein of 287 amino acids. The record is from RefSeq and is a predicted model, not a curated record. NCBI's taxonomy places the organism in Eukaryota, Fungi, Ascomycota, Sordariomycetes, Diaporthales, Diaporthaceae. Gene Ontology annotation, cellular component: mitochondrion; cytoplasm. The transcript has 2 exons.